Molecule: messenger RNA, 2981 nt
Organism: Dunckerocampus dactyliophorus (ringed pipefish)
Lineage: Eukaryota; Metazoa; Chordata; Actinopteri; Syngnathiformes; Syngnathidae
Gene: inka2
Product: inka box actin regulator 2
Exons: 2
Coding region: 345-1607 (420 amino acids)
Cellular component (GO): nucleus
Molecular function (GO): protein serine/threonine kinase inhibitor activity; protein kinase binding
Source: RefSeq, a predicted model, not a curated record
GAUGGAGGCUGAAGGAGGUGAUCUGUGUUCGGGAUUGGAUGACAACAUAAGCGCUCUUCUUGAAUGGAGGAAUGGACGAAAGUGGGAACGCACACGCACGCGCGCGCGCGCACGCAGGCACGCACACGCACAGGCAGACAGCGUGUUAACCUUUUACUCCAUUUGCGUCACACCAAGCGAGCAUUCGGACAGACAUGAAGGCAUGCUGCAUGAACAUCCACGACAUUCUUUCAUAACAACAUAGAAAUCAUUUUUGCUGACAAAUCACAUCCUCCGCAGUCACGAUGCGACUCAUUGCGUGACACUGUGGCGUGUGUGCGUGUGAUUGAUUUUUUUUUAAAGCGAUGGAGCAGCAGACAUCCAAGAAGAGGAACAUGGACGUUUGCCUGCGCAGACUCAAGCAGGAGCUGGUGUCCAUGAAAGAAGCAGGAGAUGGCCUCCACGCUCAGAUGAAUUCAAUGAUGGGAGCCCUCCAGGAACUCAAGCUCCUUCAGGUCCAGACCGCCCUUGACAACCUCAACCUAUCAGCUCGACCAGUCGUAAGAGGAUGGACACAUCACCAAGACACCCCGGCUUCUGACACAACGUCCACAAGUGCUUCAGACAGGAAUCACAGGUUGUCUGACGAUCCCAGCCCGAGUCCGGAGACUUCCAUGGAGUUCGGGGCCACAUUUAUCAGAGAUGGACCUAGCGUGUCACAAAGUAGAUACAGCAGUGAAGAGACUUUGUCUUCUGGAUCCAGUCUGGAGAUGGAGAGACGCGAGGGAGUAGUGACACAAAGCAAAGACCUAGAGGCGUUACCAAGGAGGUGGUCAGGCUACAUGGCGCCACAGGUGGACUUCUAUGGGCCAAUAGUGGGGAACCCUCCACCAGACCCCUAUAUCCAGCCGCAGGCUCCCCAGCGUUCACAGGUGGUGGAUCUGCCGGGCAUCCUUCACAGCCUCUCCAGAGAAGGUCCAUCAUUAGACAACGAUUACUCACAGGACAGCAUGGACGAUGCCAGCGACUGGACUUCCUCACUCAUGAGCCGCAGCCGCAACCGCCAACCCUUAGUGCUUGGGGAUAACGUCUUCGCCGACCUCGUAGGCAACUGGCUGGACUUGCCCGAGGUGGAGACAGAUGAGAGGGAGGAAGAGGAGACAAGGAAGAAGAGGGAGGUGAGGAUGGCAGAUGGAAGCACCGACGGACCGGACACCCCGGCUCACCCGCUCCACCUCAGCCGCUCUCAAGAGAUCUGCAGGAAGUUCUCGCUCACCACAAACAUCUUCAAGAAGUUCCUCCGCAGCGUUCGACCGGACAGGGACAAGCUCCUCAAGGAGAGGCCCGGCUGGAUGGUGCCUGAGCUUCCAGAGGGUGACCUCUUCAAACGGCCCAAAAAGAUGGCUCCCAAAAGCGUCCAAAAAGGCAGCUUCUACUUACCGUUCUGGGCUAACGGACAGCAGGGUAAAGGCCGACCGGGUCAGAUUGAAACAGUAACAAAUCAAACCCACUUCCACCAGGUCCAUGAGAAACCAUUUGCAGGGAUUUAUUUAGAUCGGAGACAGCCAGAGACUAGUUUGAGAAAAGUGCAGCCAUUGUUUGACUACAACACAGCUGUGUGGGUGUGACAACCUGGGAUAGUGGCAGCCUGGGCCAGGGCUGGGUGGCCAGAUGAAGAACUGCUGUCCGAAAAUUCACUUCACAGCCAUAACGUGUAGUCCCUGCAGAUGAUCAGGGCAACGUUUUUGUCUGACAAUCCUAAAACCACAAACCUCUUUUACCAGUGAGUGUUAAAGACAUUUUAGAUGAUACACACUGCAGAUUUUGUACCACCCAAAUUUUCUUGAUGUACAUCUAUGACUGGUAUAUUUCAGAUGGUACUUUAAAGACUUGCACCCUUAACAAACAGUCCUGGGUUGAACGGACUUGUUUUAUAAAUGCUGUCACUGUACGCUCCUGCAACGAACAAUGGUUCUCGACCAGAUAGAAACUGUUUAGACAAGGGCAUACAUUCAAAAGCUAAACCUAAGGGUGAUUGGAUGAGGGUUGUAUCUACCGCAUCCACUACCAUCCAAUCAGAUCAACAAGUUAAAGUGCACGAGGUGCUAGCUUGACAAGUAGCUUUGAUACUAUCCCUUCCGAGUAAUCAUAUCAGGAGAUUGUUUGCGAGGUAAAAGAGGGGAGUUUACUUUUCCAUGUCAUGCUGUGAUACAGAAAACUGGGAAAUCUGACACUUCUGACCGACUGUGAAAAGAGCUUAGGAACACCACUCGAGGUCAAAGUUGCUACAAGGAAACUUGCAAAUCGAGAUGUAGAAAUCGACAACUGUGGCCAAAAAUGGCAAUUAAAAGUUUAUAUUAACCAUAUUUAAUGAUUUAUAACAGAUAUCACCAUUUACUAUCAACACCUGUUGUGCAAGGAAAUUGGCACUAUAUCCACUCCAUAUCUGCCAAAACAAAGAUUACUGUGGGUCUAUGGUGGCUUUCAAGAUGUUAGAUAACACCAUUAUCGACAUCAUCAGCCAUGUUUUUGUUUACUUUUGCCUGGAGUACGUUGCGGAUUGGACCCCCUAAGGUCUAUGUUUUCAUGAUGUGUGGAAUCCAGUAUAAAUACAAUAUAAGAUAUAUUAAAAUUCUUCAGACUGCAAAACUAUAAAAAUACUACAGUUACAUGUAGCAAUCUAGCUUCACGGGAUGUCAACAAAAAUCUUACCAAACGCUAGACUGGCCAGAUUAACAAUGGUUAAUGUUGAAUGUGGUGUCCAGUUCUGAUAAAACUGCUGCUUUGACCAAAAUGCUAAUUGCUAAUAUCUUUGGAGGCUGCCUCCUAGCUUGCUUUUGGCCCAGCAGGUCAUGACAGCAACAGAGUGCAUGACUAGAUCACUUCAAACAGAAGCUGCACGUCAAAUUUGUUGUGUAUGCGUGUGUGUGGGUUUUUUUUUUUUGUUAGCCUGCUGUCGUGUUACAUAUUCUUAAUGUCUGUGCUGUGUGGCGCACACAGAA